AAUUAUAAUAAAAUUGCAUGCAAAACAAAUUUUACAUUAACUUUAGGUUUAUCAAAACAUCCUUGUAGUUAGUUGCAGAAACAAUUCGAACCAUUGGAAAGAAACUUUUCGCAAUAAAACUCUACGACCUAGCUUGGUUCACAAUUUUUGCAGAUGACUGAAUUAUCGAGGUAAAGUCUGUUGUAAUCUAUUUCAGAGAGUAGUUAGUAAAAGAGAAAGAGGGAAUUUGAAAGUGAAAUAACUGUAGACAAAACAACAAAUAAUUUGAAGAGACGAUUUCAAAACACAAGAGAGGUAGGGCUUAUCGCAUUAUCGACAGUUAAAGUUUAUAUAACUGGUUCAGUAUUCGCGCCAACCGUUUGCGUGGACCUUAAGCUUAAAGAGACUCACGGUUAACGUCAAGUAAAAGAUAAAGAAGAAAUAUUAAAAAGCAGUGCAUGAACUUGUGAUACUCCGAACAUCAACAAAACAUUACAGUAUGAUGGACGAUUCGGAGAGCCUACCAGACGAAAUGGAGGAAAACCGCCAACGUAGAAUACUUAACGGAAUGAUCGUUUUUGAUCUGUCGUACGUCACAGACACAUGGUUGGGUCGUGUGAAGUUUUUUGAAUUAAUUUUCGUUACAUUAGCUGGAUGUAUUUUACCGAGCGUAAUUGGUGUGUUUUUUACACGAUUCUCAUUUUACACAUUUGUCGUGUGGACCAGUUUUAUGUAUAUUUCGCUGGAUUUAAUUCUUCACGUUACGUCACUAUGGCGUCGUAUGCCCAAGUUAUGCACGUCGUCGGAUAUUCUACUCUAUCCUGUCUUGAUGGGAGCGCUAGCUUUUAUGAUUAGCAGUUGCCUGGUGGCUUCCGUCGCUGAUCAUUUUCCUGGAUCGAGAGGAACACGCUGCGGCCUUUCAGCUGCUUUUGGUUUCCUUAUGAUGUUACUUUUUCUGAUCGAAGCCUUUCUCCAUUACAGAAAUAUUCCACACAAUAAUAACAACGAUGAAGAAGACGAACGGGGGAGAACAAUAUCUGGGCCUAUAUUUAGAGGCGCGGAAAAUCCUCCACCGUACACCCAUCAAGACAGAGAUAUUUCAGAUGCACCUGAACGUGGUGUGUUUUUGUAAAUUAACAAUGAAUUCUGGAAACAUAUUUUUCGUGUUUCCCUUUAUACGAAGACAUGGUAUUUGUUUUGUACAUCCCUGCAGAAAAGUGGGAAAUCCAGUCCUGGGGACGAGUUUUCGUCUUUUCGCAGCUUACAUCAUAAUAAAGGAUUAGUGAGUGUUUUAUUGCAUUACCAUUAAAAGAGAAGUUUUCACCACAUAAACUCUGUCGAAGAAGACUCUUGUCAUUUGGGGACAAAAAAAAACUCUACUGGAAGAUUUAAAGAUCUUUGGCAUUUUUUCUUAGAUUUUAGAAACUAGACUUAACUUGUCACGAGAAAUUAUUUGAUUAAUUUUGAGUUCAUGGCUUGUGUGCAUCUA
This is a messenger RNA of Hydractinia symbiolongicarpus, 1468 nucleotides long. RefSeq lists its product as uncharacterized. The record is from RefSeq and is a predicted model, not a curated record. The transcript has a single exon. Bases 479 to 1111 code for a protein of 210 amino acids. NCBI's taxonomy places the organism in Eukaryota, Metazoa, Cnidaria, Hydrozoa, Anthoathecata, Hydractiniidae.